Pelodiscus sinensis (Chinese soft-shelled turtle) is the source of this 1684-nucleotide messenger RNA. NCBI's taxonomy places the organism in Eukaryota, Metazoa, Chordata, Testudines, Trionychidae. The record is from RefSeq and is a predicted model, not a curated record.
AUUGAAUGCAGUGUUUCUGUGUGCUAUUGCUAUCAUAGUCCACUACCCUUUCUUUUUCAGAGCCAAGACGACAGAUUUGCUUUCAUUGCAGAAUGGUAUGAUCCGAAUGCUUCACUCUUUCGACGUUAUGAACUCUUGUAUUAUCCGAAAGAUGGGUCAGUUGAAAUGUAUGAUGUGAAGAACCAUCGAACCUUUCUCAAACGCACAAAAUAUGAUGACUUACACCUGGAAGAUUUGUUUGUAGGCAACAAAAUUACUGUCUUUUCACGUCAUCUUUCCUUAGUAGACUAUGGGGAUCAAUACACAGCCCGCAAGUUGGGUAGCCACAAAGAAAGAACGCUGGCUUUGGUUAAACCUGAUGCAAUACCCAAGGUUGGAGAACUAAUUGAUAUCAUCAUUAAUGCUGGGUUUACAAUAACUAAAGCCAAAAUGAUGUCACUUUCACGGAAAGAAGCAAUGGAUCUCUAUGUAGAUCAUCAAUCAAGGCCUUUUUACAAUGAGCUGCUCCAGUUUAUUACAAGUGGCCCCACUGUUGUCAUGGAGAUUUUAGGAGAUGAUGCUGUGUCGGAGUGGCAAAAGUUACUGGGACCUGCGAACUCUGGUGUGGCUCGUUCUGAGGCUCCGGGCAGCAUUAGAGCAAUGUUUGGAACAGACGGCAUAAGAAAUGCAGCUCAUGGACCUGAUUCUUUUGCUUCUGCUGCUCGAGUAAGUUUUCUAAAUAUAUUUAUUCAUUAUAUAAGGAUCACAACCAUUACAGGAACAAGAGGGAGCUGGAGUGGUGGUCCAGCCAAUAGUGCGAAAUUUACAAACUGUACUUGCUGCAUUAUUAAGCCUCAUGCAAUUAAUGAAGGGCUAACUGGAAAGAUCAUAAAAACCAUCUUUGAUGCGGGAUUUGAAAUCUCGGCUUUGCAGUUGUUCAACAUGGAACGUGCGAAUGUGGAAGAGUUCUAUGAGAUUUACAGAGGUGUUGUUGCUGAAUACCCUGAGAUGGUUACAGAACUGUGCUCGGGUCCUUGUAUAGCACUAGAGAUUAGGCAGUUUGAUCCUCAAAAAUUAUUCAGAGACUUCUGUGGGCCUUCUGAUCCUGAAAUAGCCCGUCAUCUUCGACCUGGAACCUUGCGUGCCAUCUUUGGUAAAAACAAGAUUCAGAAUGCUGUCCACUGUACAGAUCUACCUGAGGAUGGGCUUUUGGAGGACAUGGACUCAUUUCACCUCCUGGGUCCUGCCAGAUUUUGCUCUCGGAACAUAAACUGUAAGCCUAGAGGCCGUCCAGUACUUUUUCAAGAUUCUGGACAACUGACAGAGCAUGCUUUUUCCAGUUCCUACCAAAAGACAGACACCAGGAGAGAUGUGUUCAUUCGUUUAUUGUCCAAUGUUUUAACCUGACUGAAAUACAAGAGCAAGAGCACUGUGCUCCUGGCUAUUGAUUACAUGUUAGAACAUGAGUUUUGCACUUUAGACAACAUUUAACACCAUUCUAUGGGGUACUGCAUUGCUUUUAUAAAGUUCAAAAUAAAGAUUUAUUUUCAAACAAGUGACUUUGGUUUUUCAUACAUUACACUUUUUCUUGCAGAAAAAAUAAAAUUGUACAACUGCAUAAAUAUAAAAUCUUCCACCAUGAAAAUGGUUAAAACAUUCAGUAAAGACAUUAGCACCACACAAUGUGAUGCUGCCAGCGGAAAAA